AUGUCGACUCCAUCCACGGCUACGGCCACGCUCCCUCCUCACCAUCAAUUCUAUUCUCACCACCAAGCAUACCAGCCAUCUAUUUCAAACGGGCAGCUCACAAAUGGCUCCGGCCGGAUAGCCAAUUCGCUCUACAACGGCUACGCUAACAGCACAACGUCAAAUUCGGACCUGCGCCGAACCGCGACGGGCCACGCGCGACAGACACAGCAACUCCCGCCUCUUACCAACGGGUCCUCUUCGGACAUGAAUGCGGGCUCGGACCGCUCGAGCCAGAGAAGGAGAAACCCCGACUGGGCUGAUUUCUACAAGAACGGCCUUCCCAAAGAGGUCAUCGUGAUCGAUGACGACGACGAGGAGCCUGCUGCAUCCCGAGCACCGCCACGGCCAGUACCGCCGACAAAAGCCCUGGCCAACGGUUCCGUGAAGCAUGCGGACAAGAAGCGAAAGACGACGGCUUCCACGGCUCACGAUCCCGUAUACAACCAGAACACCUCAUACUCGACAACCCAGACUCCCUACUACGACUCGCCCCACCACUCAAUCUCGACCGACAGGACAACUUCGGCACUCAACACCACAGCCGCAACGUCGCUUGGCUCGCAGGCAAGCAAUGGGCAGCAUAUCUCUCCACUCGAGGGCGGCGUGGUCGGGCAGAAGCGGAAACGCACUAGGGCCGCCGCACAGGACGAGGCCAAAGAAGCCAAGCGAAGAGAACUUGACCACGAUGCCGAUCCCUUCAGUCUGUAUCAACCGCCUCCAAACCCAGUCAUCAAAGCCAAGGAUGUGUUCGUUCAGGUCGUCGCAGAUAAGUCUUACAUGAAGGACCAGAAGGUCGACGAUGAAGACGGCCAUUACCUUGUGGUUCCCGACGCCGACUUGACUGAGCGAUAUCAAAUCCUGAAACUGCUUGGCCAAGGGACAUUCGGCAAGGUUGUUGAGGCCUGGGACAAGCGGAAGCAGACCAAGUGUGCCAUCAAGGUCAUUCGAUCGGUACCCAAGUAUCGCGAUGCCUCGCGGAUUGAACUCCGAGUCCUCUCGACACUCGCGUCUAACGAUAAGCACAAUGUCAACCGCUGCAUCCACCUCCGAGACUGCUUCGAUUUCAGGAACCACAUCUGCAUUGUCACCGACCUCUAUGGUCAAAGCGUCUUCGACUUCCUUAAGUCGAACAGCUUCGUGCCAUUCCCGAGUUCCCACAUCCAGAAGUUCGCCAAACAGCUCUUUACCAGCGUGGCCUUCCUGCAUGAUCUCAACCUGAUCCACACCGAUCUAAAGCCAGAGAACAUCCUUCUCGUCAACAACAACUAUCAGACAUUCACAUACAACCGCACGGUGCCAUCGUCAUCCACCACCAGUAAUCGAACAGCUCGACACCGAAAAGUGCUCCUGGAUCCUGAGAUUAGGUUGAUCGAUUUUGGGUCUGCUACCUUCAACGAUGAGUACCAUUCGUCCGUCGUAUCGACCCGUCACUACCGCGCACCCGAGAUUAUCCUCAACCUCGGCUGGAGUUUCCCAUGCGACAUCUGGAGUAUCGGGUGUAUUCUGGUGGAGUUCUUCACUGGCGAUGCGCUGUUUCAAACCCAUGAUAACCUGGAGCAUCUUGCCAUGAUGGAAGCGGUAUGUGGAGGAAAGCUGGACAAGGAGAUCAUCAGACAAGUCUACAAGAACGACAGGGGGUCAUCUCGGAACUCUGCCUCCUCAUAUUUCAAGAACCAGAAGCUCGACUACCCAAACAACGACACUCCCAAGGCUUCGAGGAAAUAUGUCAAGGCGAUGAAGAAACUUCCCGAAACCAUUCCCCCCCACACAGAGUUCAACCGACAAUUUCUAGACCUGCUGAGAAAGAUAUUCGUCUACGACCCCAAGAAGCGAAUUACGGCGAAGCAGGCCCUGCAGCAUCCUUGGUUCAAGGAAUCUCUCAUGGAUGAUGGUACCGAAGCGCACAAGAUCCGGUUAGAGAGGGAAAAGAAGCUGCGGCAACGUCAAGAGGAGGAUCGUAGGUAUCGACCUGAGAAUCGAUUCUGA
Molecule: messenger RNA, 2028 nt
Organism: Lindgomyces ingoldianus
Lineage: Eukaryota; Fungi; Ascomycota; Dothideomycetes; Pleosporales; Lindgomycetaceae
Product: kinase-like protein
Exons: 6
Coding region: 1-2028 (675 amino acids)
Biological process (GO): protein phosphorylation
Cellular component (GO): nucleus
Molecular function (GO): ATP binding; protein kinase activity
Source: RefSeq, a predicted model, not a curated record